This is a messenger RNA of Myiozetetes cayanensis, 2468 nucleotides long. It is a transcript of the gene DNASE2B, whose product is annotated as deoxyribonuclease 2 beta. The record is from RefSeq and is a predicted model, not a curated record. Gene Ontology annotation, molecular function: deoxyribonuclease II activity. Gene Ontology annotation, biological process: apoptotic DNA fragmentation. The transcript has 8 exons. The coding region runs from base 330 to 1418 and encodes 362 amino acids. Lineage: Eukaryota; Metazoa; Chordata; Aves; Passeriformes; Tyrannidae.
CUAUUGGAUAGAGAUGGCAAUAUACGAGUCUGAACUGAGAGAGGUUGUGUGUAUUUUUUACAUAGUACAUAAUGAUUUUCUCUUUUAGGAAGUGUCAGUGAGUAUGUUGAGAUAGCUACAUCACUGUAUCCAGAACAAAAGGAGAAAUAUUUACCAAGAAGUAGGGGAAAUUGCCAAUUUUUUUUCUCACCAUUUCGGCACUGCUCAGCUUCACAAAAGCGGAUCCCAUCAGGAACACAUAUGAAUGAGUGGAUGUGAGGAACACCAUUCUGCAAUUUAGAGUAGACAUAGCCUACUCGGUGCUCGUCCUGCGCAGCCGAGAAACCAAAAUGCCCGCAGGAUCUGCAUGGUACCACCCUGCUUUGCUCUUGCUUCUCUCCUUCGUGCCCCUGUGGGCAGCUGAGAUUUCCUGCAGGAACGAAGAUGGGGAGAUAGUCGACUGGUUUGCUCUUUACAAGUUACCAAAACAUGCCAAAGGAGAGAUUCCCAUGCUGGGGCUGGAAUACAUGUACAUGGAUGCCCUGGCUCCACAGUGGCAGCUUGGCAAAUACCUCAUUAACAUGACACAGGGUGCUCUGGGACGAACACUGAAGCAGCUGUAUGAGACAUAUGAAUCCAAGAGGAACACCAUUGCCUAUGCGAUUUACAACGAUGAGAUCCCUGAAUCAGACUCCAAAGGGUGGAAAAGUGGACACACCAAAGGAUUUCUGCUCUUGGACAAAUCACAAGGCUUCUGGGUAAUACACAGUGUGCCUCUGUUCCCUCCCAUCCCUGAGGAUGGUUACGGGUAUCCAGCUACUGGGGAGUCCUUUGGACAGACGGCCAUCUGUAUAACCUUCAAAUAUGACCAGUUCACUGAAAUAGACCAACAGAUGCUGAGUUAUAAUCCAGGAAUCUACAGUUGUUCCAUCCCUAACAUCUUCCAAGCUGAUCUCCCAAAUCUGCUGAAGCUCUGUACAAAGUCCAGGCUGCCCGUGGUCCCCUUGCGCCACCUCACCAAGCUCCAGUCAGCUCAUGGGGAAACCUUUCUCCACUUUGCAAAGUCACACUCAUUCAUAGAUGAUAUCUAUGUGGCCUGGAUAGCUCAGGAACUGAAGACCGAUUUGUUGGCUGAAUCCUGGCAGCGUUCUGGCCAAAAACUUUACUCAAAUUGCUCUCUCGAUUACCAUGUCUACAACAUAAACCUAAUAGGGAUGCCAUUGAAUUGCACCUUUCAUUCCAUUAACGAUCAUUCCAAGUGGACUGUUUCAAGGAAAUACAAAGAUCAGUGGACCUGCAUCGGAGACUUAAACCGUGCUGCCGAGCAAGCCUGGAGAAGCGGUGGGUUCAUCUGUACACAGAAUGAACACAUCUACAGUGCCUUCAGGCACCUGAUAAUCCACUACGAAAGCUGCACUGAUGCUUCCACAGGGAUAUAACAGACCAUUCCUUGCAACCAGCACAGCCCUUAUCACAUAGAAAGUGUGUGAAAUAUCUGCCUUAAAAUCUAUUUCCUCUCUGAAAAACAACCCUCACCUUGUUCACUACAAAAGCAGAUGGUGUGCAGGCAAAUUACAGCUGGUUUUCUCUGGCGUGGGACCCAGAGGCUCUGUGUGUGCUGGGCCAUGCUCUGCUCUCUGCCAGCUCCUCACCAUCCACGCCAGGAUGGGACAGGAUGGGAUGGGACGCUGUGGCACGAGGCUGCACCAAAGCACGUCACUGUGGGUGCCCUGCACAGGCACCUCUGGAGCAACUUGUGAGUGGGGCUGUAUGCGGGAUGGGAAGGACAACAGAAACCUCUCUCCUGAGCUGGGUUGUCAGGAAUGGGCAGUUAGCAGGGGACAAGUACCCCAAAAUACCUCACAAUCACCCUGUAUUUCAGAUGCUGUUGAGAUAAAUUACAGCAUUUCUGCUCAGUUUGCGCUGAAUCUCUUAAAGAGCUGAUUAAAUCCAGACAGGGGGAUGAGUAGAUCUGUGGAUAGGAAGGCUUCAUUUUUACAUGAUAUAUUUUUAGAGAAUAAAUGCAUUUUAAAACAUCUUUAAAUCAUCUGUAACCAAUAGCUUGGGAGUAUUUCUAGUGCUUUUAUUAAUGUACAACAAUCUUAUAAACAAAUAAACGUGUUCAAAAUUUGAAUAAGCAAAAUAAGAAAAAAAACCAAUCUGUUGGCAGUCUCCCUCUUCCAUCUGUAUAGUUAUUUGUGGUUCGUUACAAUGUUUUAUAGCUGCCAAAGGAAAAAUGGAGACAAUUGGAAAAAAAAAUAAAGUGAAGAAAAUAUUUGAAGGAAGAUGUUAUUUAAUCUACAUUUUCACAUUACAACAAAUGUGACUGUUAAAUUUCCAAUAUCUCCAUUCUCAGGCUUAGGACCUAAAGUUUGCAUGGACUUAUUGUAAAGACAAGGCUAAUUUGCAAAAUCCUGAUACACUCUUGGGUUCAGAUUUCAGAAGUGUAUCUGCAUUAAUAUGUUCCUAAAUAUAUUUAUGGAGUUCUA